Molecule: messenger RNA, 2331 nt
Organism: Raphanus sativus (radish)
Lineage: Eukaryota; Viridiplantae; Streptophyta; Magnoliopsida; Brassicales; Brassicaceae
Product: transcription factor BIM1
Exons: 12
Coding region: 457-1974 (505 amino acids)
Biological process (GO): DNA-templated transcription
Molecular function (GO): protein dimerization activity; DNA-binding transcription factor activity
Source: RefSeq, a predicted model, not a curated record
AUAAAACCAUUUCCGCCUUCUCAUUACCUCUCAAACCAGAGAGAGAAAGAGAGAAAGAGAGAGAGCUCUCAGGCUGAUCGUUUUUUCUAAUUCCGAUCAGAUCGAAGAGUUAUAUAUCUGUUCGGUUGCUCUGUUUCAAAAUUGUCAUCUUCGACAAGUUUUGUUGACAGAUCUAUCGAUUUCUCUAAGAGGCUGGUUUAGGCUAAACCGAUCAGAGUUUUAUCGAGUUUCUGAUUCAUAAUUCAACGACUUUCGAACUCGGUCCCUCUGCCACAAGCAUCUCUUGAAGUCACAGAUCUGAGCUGGUAGCUACAGAUUCUCGUCGAAUUACGUAAUAUUCACGCCAAUUCAGUGAAGAAAUACAGAAACGUGACAAUUCCCGCGCACAUAAUAAUAGCAUAAUUCAAAAAAGACAAAACUACAAAGAACCGUUGAAGCUGUUGUUGUUGUUUGUUCAUGGAGCUUCCUCAAUCUCGUCCCUUCAAAGCCCAAGGGAGAGAACCAACGCACGAUUUUUUAUCGCUCUGCAGUCAUUCAACUCUCCAGACAGAACCCAAGCCAACACCUUCUUCUCAAGCAGGUAGCCACUUGAAAACCCAUGAUUUUCUACAACCAUUAGAAGAGACUAGUAGAAUUGACACAACCAAGAUAGCGACCGAGAAACCACCACCUCUCCCACCGCUGCAACACGUGCUUCCCGGUGGAAUAGGAACGUACACUAUUAGUUCAAUACCUUAUUUCAGUAAUCACCAAAGAGUUCCUAAACCGGAGCUUUCACCACCGAUGAUGUUCACUGCUAGUGGUGGUGGUGGUGUUGAGAGAAACGCUGUGGACGCUGCUGCUGUUGCAAGCGGGUUUACUCUGUGGGAUGAAUCUGGUUCUGGGAAUAAGGGACAGACAAGGAAGGAUAAUAAUAGUGCUGGUGGGGAGAGAGCUGGUGUUGCAACAACUAUGGGACAAUGGCCAGUGGUGGAGCAAAGGUCACAGUCUUUGACUAAUAAUAAUAACCCCUUGAGCGGUUUCAGUUCUCGUUCUUCCUCUCAAGGGUCUGGACUUAAGAGCCAGAGCUUCAUGGACAUGAUCAGAUCAGCCAAAGGAACUUCACCGGAUGAUGAUUUGGACGAUGAUGAAGAUUUCAUCAUGAAGAAAGAAAGCUCCUCCACUAGCCAGAACCACAUAGUAGAUUUGAGAGUAAAAGCAAGUAACGACCCAAAGCUGAACACGCCUAGGUCAAAACAUUCUGCUACAGAACAACGGAGGAGGAGCAAGAUCAAUGAUAGAUUUCAAAUGUUGAGACAAUUAAUACCUAACAGCGACCAAAAGCGGGAUAAGGCCUCCUUCUUGCUAGAGGUUAUCGAGUAUAUUCAGUUCUUACAGGAGAAAACAAGCAAGUACGAGACUCCUUACCAAGGAUGGAAUCAAGAACCUGCCAAGCUAUUGAAUUGGCAGAGAAACAACAACCAGCAGCUUGUCCCUGAAGGAACCGUUGCUUUUGCUCCAAAACUUGAACAAGAGAAGAAUAACAUUCCUGUCCUUGCAACAGCUGAAACACUGAACCGAGAAAGGUUUCCUUUGUCGGUUCAAAGCAGCAGUCUAUUCUCUCCUGUUAUUGCGGGUAACCCCGUAACUGAGUUGCAAGCAAGAGUCGCAUCAUCAUCAGAGACCGCAGAACCAAACCCGAGUUCUCGGAGUCAUACUCAGCCAUUGAAAGAAGAGGGUGAUGAUGAGGAAGGUCGUGAGGGUAACAACAUCAGUGUAUCAAGUGUUUACUCACAAGGAUUAGUGAAAAGAUUAAGAGAAGCAUUGGAGAAAUCAGGAGUGGACUUAACAAAAACAAGCAUCUCAGUCGAAAUCGAACUUGCUAAACAAUUAUCUUCCUUCAAGAAUCAUGAAGACUGUGACCCGGUUUCUAGAACCGGAAUUGAUAAGCAAACUCGGAAACCUAAACGGCUCAAGACGUACAGCACAAGUUAAAAGUUAAAAAAACAGCGGAGUCGGGUAAAACACCAAAGUUAUAUCAUAGUCAUAGAUAUAUAAAUUCUUUUUUUUUUCUCUUUUGUACAUUGGAAACUAUAGUAUUGUGGGUCCAUAAUCUUUUGAGACCAAAGAGACUAGUGAGACCCGGGUUAUGCUAAACCGCAUUUUUAGACUGUAAUCUCAAACUUCUUUGGGAUUUCCUUUUGAGGAAUAUCAUUAAGAGGAGGAAGGCUUUCAUGUUUUACGUAUAAGCUUCCUGUAUUCAGUGAUGUCACUGUUCACUACUUUGUAUCAUCAUCAUCUCACUGUUUACAUUUUUUCUAUUCUUCUUUGGAUUCCUAUUUUAAUUUCUUA